This is a messenger RNA of Ochotona princeps (American pika), 3562 nucleotides long. RefSeq names its product paired box 9 (gene PAX9). The transcript is spliced from 5 exons. The record is from RefSeq and is a predicted model, not a curated record. Gene Ontology annotation, biological process: anatomical structure development; regulation of transcription by RNA polymerase II. Bases 1 to 2181 code for a protein of 726 amino acids. NCBI's taxonomy places the organism in Eukaryota, Metazoa, Chordata, Mammalia, Lagomorpha, Ochotonidae. Gene Ontology annotation, molecular function: DNA-binding transcription factor activity, RNA polymerase II-specific; RNA polymerase II cis-regulatory region sequence-specific DNA binding.
AUGGGAGCCCAGCUGCUCCACAGCCCCCGGGGGCCGGCGGGACCCGCAGAGGCGGGAGCCUACCCGCACCCCGGUCCUCGGCGGCGUCCCUCCCGCCUAGAGCCAGCUUCACUCGAGCGCCCUAAGAGGUCUGGGGGGGCCCCCUCCUGCUCGCACUCAGACCGAAAGCCUCCGAGUUGCUGGCUCAGCACUUGCGCCGGCCUCACGCUGCUGUCUGUGCGUGCCGCCCCGGGGAGGGACGUCCGACACCCAUUUUUUCCUGGUGUCCCAGUCACCCAGGUGCGGAGACGGUCGCAGGAGACGGCGGAAGGAGUUUCCCGGGGCCGCGCUGUCGCUCACCGGCCUGCACCAAUCAACACGCGGCGUGCUGCCGGGCCCGCCUCUUGGGGGAGGCGUGUCCCCCACUUCCUUUUACUCCUUCCUUUUGCACUCUUGCCGCCUCCUCCCGGGGAGAACCCGAGGCCCCGGCGGCCGCGGGACAGAGCCAGGCCGGGCUACCGAGGCCGUGCGAAGCAAAGUUUCUUUCUGGAAGCGCAGCCUAGGGCCGGCUUGGGGUACGGCUCGGAGCAAUGGAGUCCCCCAGUGCCCCCGGGGGGCCACCCGAGGUGUGUUUCGCUUGCGCGCACACAAGCCAACGAAGCAGAACAAACAGACAAGAACCACUAUCACCCCCCUCCAAACUCUCCCUCGCCCACCGGACCACCGCGCGGGUCUCCGGGCCGGGCGCCGGGAGAGGAGGACGGAGAGCGGCCGCGGGCUCUUUGGUGCGGAGCCGGCCAGUCCGAGCGCGUUCGGGCGUCCAGGCCUCUCGCUCGCCGCCGGCGGCCCCCGAGACUUCUCGGGGGCUCGGAACAGCCUGGAGUGCGUCUCGCCUCUCGGCUGGUCCGCGGCGGCUGCCCUCGCAUCAGGAAGCAGGGAUGUGGGGAGGGGGUCCGCCUGGACCCGGGGGUCGUCCGGGACUGUGCGGGCCGUGUUUGUAGGGGGCAGUGGCGUCCGGUUCUGCUGCGCUCAGCCCCGGGCCCACGUCUUGGGGGGAGGUGCACGUGUGGGCCGGCCACCCCGCGCCCUCGCCGUGCACCGGGGGAGCGAGCGGGCACGGGCGGCCUGUCCCAAGCGGCGGGUGCGCGUCCCCGCGCGCUGUGUGUUCGUUUCGCAGAGCCAGCCUUCGGGGAGGUGAACCAACUGGGAGGAGUGUUCGUGAACGGGAGACCGCUGCCCAACGCCAUUCGGCUUCGCAUCGUGGAACUGGCCCAGCUGGGCAUCCGACCCUGUGACAUCAGCCGCCAGCUGCGGGUCUCUCAUGGUUGCGUCAGCAAGAUCCUGGCGCGCUACAACGAGACCGGCUCGAUCUUGCCAGGAGCCAUCGGGGGCAGCAAGCCCCGGGUCACGACCCCCACGGUGGUGAAGCACAUCCGGACCUACAAGCAGAGGGACCCCGGCAUCUUCGCCUGGGAGAUCCGUGACCGCCUGCUGGCGGACGGCGUGUGCGACAAGUACAACGUGCCCUCGGUCAGCUCCAUCAGCCGCAUCCUGCGCAACAAGAUCGGCAACCUGGCCCAGCAGGGCCAUUACGACUCCUACAAGCAGCACCAGCCCGCGCCGCAGCCCGCGCUGCCCUACAACCACAUCUACUCGUACCCCAGCCCCAUCACGGCCGCGGCCGCCAAGGUGCCCACGCCACCCGGGGUGCCCGCUCUCCCAGCUUCGGUGGCCAUGCCUCGCACCUGGCCCUCCUCGCACUCCGUCACCGAUAUCCUGGGCAUCCGUUCCAUCACCGACCAAGGAGUGAGCGACAGCUCCCCCUACCACAGCCCCAAGGUGGAGGAGUGGAGCAGCCUGGCCCGCAACAACUUCCCUGCGGCUGCUCCGCACGCGGUGAACGGACUGGACAAGGGCGCCUUGGAACAGGAGGCCAAGUACGGGCAGGCACCAAAUGGUCUCCCAGCUGUGAGCAGUUUUGUGUCAGCGUCCAGCAUGGCUCCUUACCCUACCCCGGCCCAAGUGUCACCUUACAUGACCUACAGCGCUGCUCCUUCCGGUUAUGUUGCUGGACAUGGAUGGCAACAUGCCGGCGGCACCCCACUGUCCCCCCACAACUGUGAUAUUCCCGCGUCCCUGGCGUUCAAGGGAAUGCAGGCGGCCAGAGAAGGGAGUCAUUCAGUCACCGCCUCGGCACUCUGAUGGGCGCUUCGGGCUCCAGCAGCUUCACCGGUUCCGGGUUCCCCCUCCGAGCACGCCUCCAACCUCCCCCCUUCCCAGGUGUCGCAGGCGGCCUCUCCCGCCCUCCACCUCGCCUGCCCCCGCCGGGAGAGCUGGCUCUGUGGAAUGACAUCCUUUGUGCUGAUGACACUUAAGUAUUUCUUGCCAUAACUUCUCUCUUGCAGAAAACCUGACAUGACUUUAGGAUUUAAAAACAAAAGCAACGUUAAGGAUUCAAGGAGACAUUUGUGUUGCCCACACACUGUUUUAAUGUAGUGGAGAAACCUACACCCCUCAAAGGGCUUAAGGAACUUUCUAAACUAGUCUUUGGUAAAACCACACAUGUAUAUUUAUUCUAAAUCAAUCUGAACUUUUGAAACGUGCAAUUGUUGAGAUUUUGCAAAAUCAAUAAAGGAAAACACAUAUAGAAAAAAAAAAUAAGCUAUGCUAUAUCCUCUAAUCAAAUAAGGUGUCCAAGUAAGCCUUAAUGCCUCAUUAGGAAACCAUGCAAUGAUUGACGUGUUUGAGUGAUCCUUUGCGUAUUGUUGAAAGAUGACCUGUUGUAUUGAAAAGUAUGUGUAGAAUUCAAGCAGUACCGAAUUUAGCUCCUCUUGGUGUUUUAUUGCAGUUCCAAAUACAAUAAUGUUUAUAUUGUUUCCUAUUAGAUUGUAAAUAUGGACUCUGGAUGGUGCAUUUGUGUCUUCAUUCCAUAGGAUAAUCCCCCUCACCAAGCCUCAUCCCCGUGUCUAUUUUUUCUUUUUUUGUUCAGUUGACUUUCCUUGCAACGUCUCUGUCUCUGAGUGGUGGUGGGCUGCUUGGGCUCCUGCACCUGGACUUGCCCCUGUAUGUUGUGUGUACAGUGAAGGCUUCAACAUUUCAUGAAGGACACUUUCUACAGCAGAGGACUCAAAAACAAACACCUACAUAUAACAAGCCAGUCUCUCACUUUACAUCCUAAUCAAACAACACACAUGCCAAGCAUAUAAAGGCAAGAGGGUAGAAAAUAUCUGAGAAAGAAGGCUCUAAAGGAAGUUACUUAGAAACUUAGGUUUAAUGUGAAAUCCUUUGCAAAGACACUUAAAAUGAACUUUUUGUUAAGAAAACCACUGUGAAACUAAAUUGUACUGUUGUUGGCUUACCUGUGUGCUCAACGAUCUCAGCCCCACAUGGUGUUAUAAUGUAAAGAAAAUGGAAAUUUUUGCUCCAGUGAAUGUAAUGACGGCUUGCUGUGAAGUUUACAUUAUUGUACAGAAGCAUAUUUCACAUGUAGGCAAACUGGUGAUGGUAAUGGAAAUACACUUGCUAUUUAAUUUUAACAAAUUCCCUUUAUUCAUUUCUGGACUUAACAGAACACACUUUAACU